CCUUGGUACAGACUGUAAACCGACUUCAAUAGCGAAAAACCUCAGCAGUAAAAUGAGUACAGUUAAUACCAAAAAAGUGCAUGAACAACAUAAGACUCAUGAAGUUCUCAGGAUUGUUCUUUUGGGGAAGACUGGGGUUGGAAAAAGUUCAGCUGGAAACACCAUUCUGGGUGAAGAGGUUUUUAAAUGUGACGUAUCAGCAUCAUCUGUGACCAAGGAAUGUUGGAAGGACAUUAAAGAAGUAAAUGGCAGGAAUGUUGCCGUCAUUGAUACACCAGGCCUGUUUAAUCCAAGCUUAAGUUUAGAGGAGACAGUAGAUAGAAUCAAAUUCUGCAUCCCGCUGUCUGCUCCUGGCCCACAUGUCUUCCUCUUUGUGGUUUACCCUAAUAGAUUUACUCAGGAAGAUAAUGAAACAGUAAAAAUCUUUCUGAAGGUAUUUGGGGAAGAUGCCAUUAAAAACACUAUUGUCCUGUUUACCCAAGGAGACAAGGUUGGGCAAAGAAACAUGCAAGAGUUCAUAAGUCAAAACCCAGAUCUGGUGAAACUGUUCAGAAUGUGUAACCAGAGACACCAUAUUUUCAACAACGAGAUGAAGGAUCCUGCACAGGUGGUUCAACUGCUAGAAAAGAUCGACAAAAUGGUGUCGGAAAACAGAGGAAAUUAUUAUACCAAUGAAAUGCUACUAAAGGCAGAACGAGCGAUUGAGGAAGAGAAACAGCGCAUUCUAAAGGAAAAUGAGGAGCAGAGACGCAGGCAGCUUGAGGCUCUGAAGCAGGAAGCUCUGUCUGAGGCCUACAGGGAGCUUCAGGAGAAGCAGGAGAGAGAGGCCAGAGAGCAGGCGGAAAAGAAUAACAAGUAUAUUGAUAUAAUCACACAGAUCUUGUGCAUUCUCUUUGAAAAGUUCCUCACAAAGCAAUUACAAAAUGCAGAAAGAAAUUAAGCAGAAUUCAUCUGUGUAACUAUUUAACAGGAUUGUUGCAUUUUUCUAAUACUGUAUGUAGGCCUCAAGGUGUCAACAUACACGACCUUAGAGAACACAAUUCAUGAGUUUUAUUUAUAUGCUUUCUUAUUUUCUCUCAUACACAGAUGAAAAAUACAUAAUAUUCUGUUCCUCUGUUUGCCUGUCCUUCAAUAAUCUCUGAUGCUGCAUGUGAAUAGCAAAAUGAUAGG
Molecule: messenger RNA, 1170 nt
Organism: Clarias gariepinus (North African catfish)
Lineage: Eukaryota; Metazoa; Chordata; Actinopteri; Siluriformes; Clariidae
Product: GTPase IMAP family member 7-like
Exons: 2
Coding region: 53-940 (295 amino acids)
Molecular function (GO): GTP binding
Source: RefSeq, a predicted model, not a curated record